Molecule: messenger RNA, 2708 nt
Organism: Gallus gallus (chicken)
Lineage: Eukaryota; Metazoa; Chordata; Aves; Galliformes; Phasianidae
Gene: SETD4
Product: SET domain containing 4
Exons: 12
Coding region: 196-1389 (397 amino acids)
Biological process (GO): peptidyl-lysine trimethylation; peptidyl-lysine dimethylation; peptidyl-lysine monomethylation
Molecular function (GO): histone H3K36 methyltransferase activity; transcription coactivator activity; histone H3K4 methyltransferase activity
Source: RefSeq, a predicted model, not a curated record
GGGGCGGGUCGGGUCGGACUCGGCAGCGGCAGGGGGGGUUUGUUCUUCCUCUUUGCCAGUCUUGUAGGGAUCAUUCAGUCUGAAGAAAAGAAGGCUCAGAGGAGACCUCAUUGCUCUCUACAGCCAUUUGAAAGGAAACUGAUGAGCUUCCUCUUCUCCCAGACAGUCUAAAUAAGGAAAAAGCGGUUUCUUAGUAUGAAGAAAAGCAGAGGCCGGACAAGUCGAAAGAGAAGAAGAAAGCGCUUGCAGAAAUUUAUGUAUGGAGUCAACUGCAGUCACAAACUGGAAUACAUUAAACUUAAGAAGUGGCUCAAAGACAGAGGAUUUGGAGACAGUAGUUUAAGGCCAGCGCAGUUCUGGGGUACAGGAAGAGGACUGAUGACAACAAAAGCUCUUCAGGCAGGAGAACUGGUUAUUUCAUUGCCCGAAAAAUGCUUAGUCACCACCACCACUGUCCUUAACAGCUGUUUAGGAGAAUACAUUAUGAAGUGGAAGCCUCCUGUAUCUCCUUUGAUAGCACUGUGCACAUUUUUAAUAGCAGAGAAGCACGCUGGUGAGAGAUCUCUGUGGAAACCGUAUCUUGAUGUUUUACCCAAGACAUACUCUUGCCCAGUUUGUUUGGAGCAAGAUGUAGUACAACUUCUUCCUGAACCUUUGAGAAAGCAAGCUCAGGAGCAAAGAACAGCGGUCCAUGAGCUGUACAUGUCUUCCAAGGCUUUUUUCUCUUCUCUGCAAUCUUUGUUUGCUGAGAACACGGCAACUAUUUUUAACUACAGUGCCCUGGAGUGGGCUUGGUGCACUAUUAAUACCAGAACAAUAUACAUGAAACAUUCCCAGAGGGAAUGCUUUUCUCUUGAGCCAGAUGUUUAUGCAUUGGCACCAUAUUUAGAUUUGCUAAACCACAGUCCAAAUGUUCAGGUAAAGGCUGCAUUUAAUGAACAGUCAAGAAACUAUGAAAUUCAGACAAACUCACAGUGCAAGAAGCAUGAAGAAGUAUUUAUCUGCUAUGGGCCUCAUGACAAUCAGCGACUGCUACUAGAAUAUGGAUUUGUUGCCGUUGAUAACCCUCAUAGCAGUGUUUAUGUCUCAUCAGAUACUCUCCUAAAAUAUUUCCCACCACUGGACAAGCAGAAAAAUGCAAAACUUUCCAUUCUGAAGGAUCAUGAUUUAUUAGAAAACUUGACCUUUGGAUGGGAUGGACCAUCUUGGAGACUUCUUACAGCCCUCAAGGUGUUAAGUCUUGGAGGAGAUGAAUUUACUUGCUGGAGGAGAGCACUACUUGGUGAUGUAAUUUCAGCCAGAAAUGAACAGCAGGCUUUGAAUAUAACAACAAAGAUAUGCCAUUUUUUAAUAGAGGAGACACAGCAUGUCCUUCUGCAGGAAUUUUGAAGACUUUCAUUCCAUUUGUAUAAACUCCAGAUUUCCCAGAUGAAGAGGGACAAAGAGAACCUCAAAGAACAGCUGACUUUGGUAGAAGCACUACGCUUGGAAGAUCUGAAAAUACUACAAAAAUCAGCAGAGAUUCUUUGCAACUUGAACGUGACAACGAUUUGAUCCACCUGGAGCUGUGAUAACUGUGGCUGACUGGAUCUCAUUUGCUAUGGACAUGCCUUGCUCAACUGUUUUAAUGGACCUGGGCAGCAAAGAAUAAUGUAAAAGUCAUCGUAAAAUGCCCAGCUUAGUUUACAGGAUCACGUGGGCACCAAAGGCUUAUUUUGUUCUUUUCUGAUCUUCAGUAAUACAAAAGGUUAGCCCAAAGGGUAGGGAGGAGCAUAGGCAGCUUUCAUCACAUCUCAUCCAAAUCAUGAUUGCUUUGAGCGAAACAACUUAUGGGGUAAUUUGAGCAGCUCUAGGACUGGGACUCCAGCAAUCAGACCCUCUGAUCCAUGCCUGUGGGGCAAAGGCAUGGAUCAGGGGGUCAGGCAGACACUCCUCAGCAUAUAUUUUGAGUUCUGGCACUUGACAGAGAGAGAAAGGAGGGAGCUAUUUGUAUAUACCCAGAACUAAUCCUUUAUCUUUUCCCUGAGAUAUGUGCAGGUGCCCAAGAAUAAGUAGUUCGCAUAGUAUCAAUUCAUUAUGGGAGCAAUAAAUGUGGGCUAGAGCUGAGAUCAGCCCUUUUGUGACUGAUGCCAAAUUGUUCCCUGCGCAGUUUCAGUUCAUGUUUAUUGAACUUAAGGAAGGGAGAAUUUUUUCCUUUACUCUCAGUGCUUCCUCCAGACUCACUAGUUUGUGUUCUGACUCCUCCUGCUGGAAAUGAGAACAGAAAGGAUGUAUCAGUUUGAACUCUGUUUCUUAUUUGGAAGCCUGCCCAGAUGUUUCAUUCUAUUUUCUAUCAUUUCUGGUGAUGACACUGACAAAUGUUUUAAUCUUGCCUUCAAGGGGAUAUUCUCAUGAGCUACCUUUCUCUUAGUUCAACCUAAAUAAGGAGCUCAAGGUCCCUAUGUAGUUGAGGAGAAGGAAGCUUCUUCUAAGGGUGUUUCCAAGCAGGAUCCAUGUCUAAGCUUUAUAAACUUUGUAAUUGUUGUUGUCUUGUAAUUAUUUCCCUUUGUGUGGAGAUUCACAUUUUGUAGUUUUUCAUUAAUACUUUUAGGCUUUUUAAAGAAUUGUGCUUUUAAAGAAAGUUUAUUUUUGUAAUUAUAUGGAUUAGUUUUCUACGAGACUGUAAUCUAUUUUUUAAAUAAAUGAAAUCAUAUAUGGCGAUAAAGGCA